Molecule: messenger RNA, 318 nt
Organism: Candidula unifasciata
Lineage: Eukaryota; Metazoa; Mollusca; Gastropoda; Stylommatophora; Geomitridae
Source: the annotation of a GenBank genome assembly
GAACACGCACAGAACAGUGAACAUCUGUGGGUGGAGACCAACGCGUCCGGCGAUUAUUGUUACGCCAUGGAGACAGAUUGUCUGAAAAUGGGUCCACGAAGAAAAUGUAUCGCAUGCAAGAUUGUGGCGCAUGAUGCCUGCAUCAGUAUUCUCGAACAGAAGAACCUGAGAUGCAAACCAACAUUCCGUGAGGCCGGGUUUAGGAACUAUAGGGAGCAGACGUUUAUGAGGCACCACUGGGUGCAUCGACGGCGACACGAGGGCAAAUGCAAACAGUGUGGCAAGUCCUUUCAACAACGAUUUUCCUUCCAGAAUAAG